This is a messenger RNA of Neogale vison (American mink), 3257 nucleotides long. RefSeq names its product proline rich 11 (gene PRR11). Gene Ontology annotation, cellular component: cytoplasm; nucleus. Lineage: Eukaryota; Metazoa; Chordata; Mammalia; Carnivora; Mustelidae. The coding region runs from base 155 to 1258 and encodes 367 amino acids. The record is from RefSeq and is a predicted model, not a curated record. The transcript is spliced from 10 exons.
UGUGCUCCUACACUACCCAGACAGCGAAUCGUGGAGAGACCUUUGCUACGAUUGGUCCCUCCAUAAUAAGGUUUUAAUUUUGAAUCUUUCUUUAAGGAGAAGGAGAGGCCACUACCCGGACUCCCAUCUGAUCCCGGGCUCUUAGACUUAAAUCAUGCCUAAGUUCAAGCAACGAAGAAGAAAGCUAAAAGCCAAAGCAAAAAGAUUAUUCAAAAAAAGAGAAGCCUCUCACUUUCAGCCCAAGCUAAUCACACCUCCUCCGCCACCACCCUCACCAGAAAGAGUGGUUAUUCCUUCAGCAGAUACUUCCCUUAGCAGAAGUUGGCUAAGACCAUCCUGGAACUUUAGACUUCCUAAUAUCAAAGAUACUAUAAAACUUUGGACAAAUAGAGUGUGGUCUAUAUACAAUUGGUGCCAGAACUGCAUGGCCCAGAGUUUAGAAGUAUUGAAAGACACCAUCUUUCCAUCCCGUUUCUGCCGCCGAGAACUCCACAGUCUAAAACAACGGUUUUGCAUUUUGGAAAGUGAAUUAUGCAAGCUCCAGGAAACACUGAAGACUGUCUUGGAAAAUUCUUCCUGCCCAAGCUGUGGUCAAACCUGUCACAUAAGUGGUAAACUCAAAAAUGUGCCCGCCCGCGUGCUAAACACCCCUGGAGAACCUCCAGCGAUACUUCCUCCCACAUUGCCACAGCCAGCCACCCCUACUCCUGCUCUUCUUCCUCCGCCGCCCCCGCCCCCUCCACCUCCUCCUCUGCCUCCGCCUCCGCCACCCACAGCACCUGUGCUGCUCAGAAAAUCCGAUCGCACUAAAGCCCUGCAGGCUGGGCCAUUAAAAAGAGAUGGACCCAUGCAGAUAACAGUUAAAGAUCUACUGACUGUGAAGUUAAAGAAGACACAGUGUUUUGAUGAAAGGAAGAAGCUUACACCAUCACCAAAGGCACAGAAUCCACUAGUUACUGUCUCUGACCUGCAGCGUGUCACCUUGAAGCCCAACUCCAAAGUACUAUCAACUCGAGUUACAAAUGUCUUGAUUACCCCUGGUAAAAGCCAGAUAGACCUGCGGAAACUACUUAGAAAAGUUGAUGUAGAGAGAAGCCCAGGUGGAACCCCACUUACCAAUAAAGAAAACAUGGACACAGGAACUGGGCUUACUCCAGUAAUGACUCGGGCCUUGAGGAGAAAGUUUCAGAUGGCUCACCCUAGAAGCCCAACUCAAACUCUGCCACUUUCUACAAGCAGCUUUGAUGAACAAAACUGAUGCUAACUCUGCCUGACGCAACAUGAUGAUCCAUAAAACACACAGAUAAAAUCACCCCAAUCCUUUUUUUUUAAUGUAGUAGGGUUUAUAUAAAUAAUUAUACUAAUAUAUAAUUCCAUUUGAAGAAUUAAAGUAUUUACAUAGCCCCCAUACAUACUGUGAUAUAAAGUGAGUAUUUGGGUAUUUUUUAGUUUGUAUGAUCAAUAAGAGAGCAGAUGGGAAAAUGCAGUCCCUAAAGUGAUGUUUAUCUGGGAAUUACCCAAUUUAGGUUGGAGAGGUCGUUCAAAUUUAACUAGAUAACAAGUUUAUACUCAAUAGAUACAGUUUUGACGUUAAGAAAAUAACCUGAUUCCUUAAAAAAUAAAAUUUAAUAACCCAGUUCCCAUUCUUCUUGCAUAUUCUCAGGUAAUUAAAAAGAAAAGUAUUUCAGCCUAUAAAGCUAAUGCAUUCUUCAGUAGGCGUUACAGACUUGAUCAGUAAAAAAGAACCUCUAGAUUUGAUUUCUGUUUACUGUAAACAGUUAGGAGGUAAGACUGUCCCCUACUCCAACCCAAUUAUUUUCCAAAUGGAUUUGAAGCAAAAUAUCCAAUAUAACCUUAAAAAUGAGAAUGUACCAUUUCUAGCAGCUAGAAAGGAUCUUUAGGUAGUCAUAUCUAGAUCGCUGAAGUCUGAGAUAUUCCUUCCUUUGACAUUUUCUGUCCACAUUCAUGCAGCUAAUUAUAAGUUUUAUGAGGAUCUCAACAUGAACUGUGUAUUUUCCAGAGUGGCCUGCCAAGGAUUAUCUGAAGUCCAUAGCAGAUCUUCUGUGAGACCUAAUUCCUGUUCUCAAGAGCCUAUAUCUUCAGGAACAGUGAUAAUACAAACCUCACUGGAUUUUUGUUCUCUCCUACCAGUCCGGGGUAGCCAGAUUUAGCAAUUGUAAAUAUACGAUAGCCAGAUUUGAAUUAAAAAACAAAAAACUUUUAAAUAGAAAUACAUCCUAUUAAACAAUGGGCAGGGGAUUUUGUUGUUGUUGUUGUUUUAGUAUGUCCCAAAUAUUACAUGGGAGCUGUAUAUUUAUACUAAAAAAAUUAUUCACCAUUUAUCUGAAAUUCAGCUUUAACAGGGCAUUCUUUAUCGUACCUGGUCACCCUAUGGCUCAGUCCCCUACAAAGUUGCCAAGUAUUUCUGGGAGCCCCCAGCUUGUUAGACAUGUCUACUUAGCAGUGGACACAAUUAUAGCUUCAGCCAGGAUCCCCAUUACUAUUAUGUUAAGUAUCACAGAGAAUGGGAAACUCUCAUCAGGGUGAGUUCCUGUGACUGAAAGUGCAGGAUUAGCUUUGAUCCCCUGCAGUUCCAAGAAUAAGGACAGCAGGAAACAAGGUGUUUCAGAUCUUUACUGAACUUCCUAGCCUGACAGGAAGCAGCUACAGGGGUGAUACUAUUUUAGCCUAGGCUACAAAAGAUAUUUCAGUCAUUUCCCAGAAAUGCCUAUAUUUCCACAGACAAAUACUGCUUUGAAAUACCAAAUAGAGUGUUGUGGAAAGUCACCAGACUGGAAAGCAGACCUUGGGACCAUGUUUUGUUCUCAUGAGACCCAAAUUUAUGUCUACAGACACAUUUAUGAAUGAAAAUUAAACAGGUAAUAAAGUUAAGAAACAUACCUGCUUCUAAUUUAAAACAAAACAAAACAAAGCCUUCUAGCUAUAUUUAUAUUAUAUAAGAAUAAAAGGAAUGAUCUCUGAGAACAAAACAUUUGAGUAUUUGUAACGAUGUUUUAUGGAGCACUUACAAUGCUUAUAUUAAUAAACCACCAGGUACUGUCUCAAUUUAAUUUAAAUGAUUUGAUGAUUUGAUCAUUCUUGUGGAAUAAAGGUUCAUUUAAAAAUGCUAUAGAAAUCCUAUAUAUAAACAUUUAUAAAGCUGCUAUUGCCAUUGUACCAGUAUUAAAAAUGUUUUCUACCUUGUUUUUUUACUAAUUUUUAUGACAGGUUUUAUAUUAUACCAUUUGAGAAUCUUG